Molecule: messenger RNA, 2329 nt
Organism: Archocentrus centrarchus (flier cichlid)
Lineage: Eukaryota; Metazoa; Chordata; Actinopteri; Cichliformes; Cichlidae
Gene: foxo3a
Product: forkhead box O3A
Exons: 2
Coding region: 398-2257 (619 amino acids)
Biological process (GO): regulation of transcription by RNA polymerase II
Cellular component (GO): mitochondrial matrix; nucleus
Molecular function (GO): DNA-binding transcription factor activity, RNA polymerase II-specific; RNA polymerase II cis-regulatory region sequence-specific DNA binding
Source: RefSeq, a predicted model, not a curated record
GAGAAAAUUUUCUCUUGUCAUGCAGGAUCGCGGUGCGGGACGCGGGCGCUUGUGAAGGAACGCCGUUUUGGAUUCCUCCAAGACUCCGCGGACUCCUGGCGUCGUUCACUCCACAUUUCGCGAAAUUACAAUGUGUGUUAGCUAGGGUGUGGGCUUAGUACGACAAAAGGCGAUGUUUUGGCAAUUCUGGUGAGCCCACUCUGCUGUGUGUGCUGCGGAUAGACUCCUUGCAGGAGAACUGAUACACGGACACGUGCUGGGACCGAGCUGCAGGCAGGGACACUUGCAUCGCUUGCAUAGUAAAUAAACUGUCCCUGACGCCUGCACACAACAUUGAUGGAAUGCGACCCAAGUGAUUUUAUAACCCUUUGUGCAACGACGAGAAAUUACGAUCAACAUGGCAGAGGUAUCGCGUAGCGCCAACGAGCCUCCCUUAAACGUUGAGAUAGAUCCGGAUUUCGAGCCCCAGAAACGACCACGGUCCUGCACUUGGCCCCUGCCCCGUCCUGAAUCUGGUGCGGGCAAGCCCGGGGCAAAUGACACUGACGUAAUUCCCGAAGAAGAGGAUGAUGAGGGUGGGAGCACGGAGAGCGGCGCUGUUCAGAAAGCCAGCGGCGGUGCUAUUAAAACCCGAGAGCCGAGCAGCAACAGCUCCAUCUCCCAGUCGGUGGAGGUCCAGCGCGGCCCCUCCAAAGAGGAGGCCGCCGACGGCUCGCCUUCCUCCGCGCAAACCCCCGCAGCAGCUCUGAGUGGUUCUGCCACCCAACAGCUGAGGAAGUCCUCCGCCCGCAGGAAUGCCUGGGGCAACUACUCCUAUGCAGACCUCAUUACCCAAGCCAUCGAGAGCUCCCCCGAGAAACGGCUGACCUUGUCCCAAAUCUAUGACUGGAUGGUGAGGUCUGUGCCAUAUUUCAAGGACAAAGGGGAGAGUAAUAGUUCUGCUGGCUGGAAGAAUUCCAUCCGACACAAUCUUUCCCUCCAUAGCCGUUUUGUGAAAGUCCAGAAUGAAGGAACAGGGAAAAGUUCCUGGUGGAUGGUCAACCCAGAAGGUGGGAAAGGUGGCAAAGCUCCCCGACGGCGGGCUGUUUCGAUGGAUAACAGCAAGUACAUCAAAGGAGCCCGAGGACGUGCCACGAAGAAAAAGGCCUCACUGCAGGCUGCUCAAGAUGGCAGCUCUGAGAGCUCCUCAAGCCUCUCCAAAUGGACAGGGAGUCCCACCUCCCGCAGCAGUGAUGAGCUGGAUGCCUGGACAGACUUCCGCUCCCGAACCAAUUCAAACGCCAGCACACUCAGCGGUCGUCUGUCCCCAAUCCUGGCUAACCUGGAGCUGGAUGAGGUACCUGAUGAUGACUCGCCACUCUCUCCAAUGCUGUACUCCAGCCCCAGCAGCAUGUCCCCAUCCACUGGACCAACAGGACUGUCUGAUCUGGCAGGUACGAUGAACCUCAAUGAUGGGCUCUCUGACAACCUGAUGGAUGAUCUUUUAGACAAUAUCAGCCUCACAGCAUCCCAGCAGCCUCCUCCUGGAGAGGAGGAUGGAGCCAACAGUCAGGGGAGUUCAGUGUUUACCUUCAGCUGCUCAGGAAGCAGUCUUGGCAGUCCCUCCGGCAGCUACGGGACAAACCCACUCUUCAGCCCUCCGUCCAUCACGAGCCUGCGGCAGUCACCCAUGCAGACCAUCCAAGAGAACAAGCAGACCACCUUCUCCUGCAUGUCUCACUACAGUGAGCACCAGACCCUGGAUCUGCUCACCAUGGACUCCCACAGCCACAGCAAUGUCAUGCUGACCCAGUCUGACCCUCUGAUGUCACAGGCCAGCACCGCCAUCGCUCUGCAGAACUCCCGCCGAAAUGCCAUGCUGCUCCGCAAAGACCACAUUCUGGUUAACCACACCAGUGCAGGUCAGGCCGAAAGCUCUUCAGUGCCUGGUUGGCAAGCGGGCUUGUCAACCUCUGACAGUGACGACGGCCACCCCGAAGCCAAGCAGCCGCACCUGAAGUCUCCUAGUAAGAACACCUCUAUGCAGCUCAGUUCCAGUUUAUCCAGUCAGGACCGCUUUCACACUGAUCUGGACCUCGACGUGUUCAGCAGCAAUCUGGACUGUGACAUGGACUCCAUCAUCCGCAACGAACUGAUGGACGCAGAUUGUCUGGACCUCAGCUUUGACUCUCGCCUCACCUCCACACAGAACGCCAACAAGAAUUCAGGAAGCUUCUCCAGCUCGAAACAAAGCCCGCAGAGCUGGGUGCCGAGCUGAGAAGCUGUUAGAAGUAAGGAAAGUGUAAAUUGGGGGUUCAUUAUCCUGCAUUGUGCAACUAGAGGGAAGAAA